UAUGCUUUGGAUGGCCAUUCUGGGCGCCAUAUUGGUAUGGUCAGCAGCCCCCGGCGCCGCUAACUCUUCGAAGAAAAGAGAACAAGCAUUCCAAAUCAGUCCGAAGCCUUGUUGGGUGGAUGGUCAGGAAGGCACUUGUAUGUUCGUAUACGAAUGCAUAAAGUCUGAAGGUUACCAUAUAGGAAUGUGCGUUGAUACAUUUAUGUUUGGUUCCUGUUGCGCCCACAAUGCAACGGAUAAUACAGUGAUGCCACAUCUCCUCAAUAGGCCACAUGUGCUAUACACACAUCCUAGUCAAAAUAGUCAUCAUAGCAAUAAUAAUCCAAGCAAACCACCAAGUCAUUAUAGUACUAGUAAACCAAAACCAGCAAGUCGACCCCAGGCGACAAAUUACUCAACCAGACCUCCAGUGGGAUCGUCUUUGCAAACCGUGGCGCCAUCUCUUAGCGACAAAGUGGGGGUUUCGUCCAGGCUACCGACGCAGCCUCCAAGGCACAGCAUUCGACCGAUGAGCACGGAUAACUUUCCAGUAUCGAACAGCAUCAUGAUCUUCACCAAGCCUGGCUGGCAGAUGACAACUGAGCCAGCUUUCAUCACUUCCAACCACAAUUCUAUAAACCACGGCGACGAGCUCAAUCUGCAGUGGCAAUUUACUACGGAAUCUGGUUCUGUAACGAGAGGAAAGAAGCCUACGAAGCCUAAAAACAAGCCUACGAAGAAGCCAUUGCAGGGUAUUCCUGAUAAAUAUACCAUGAAAUAUGGAGUUAAAACUACUUGGCCAACUUCAACCAAGAG
Messenger RNA from Leptinotarsa decemlineata (Colorado potato beetle), 795 nucleotides. RefSeq names its product serine proteinase stubble (gene Sb). Gene Ontology annotation, molecular function: serine-type endopeptidase activity. NCBI's taxonomy places the organism in Eukaryota, Metazoa, Arthropoda, Insecta, Coleoptera, Chrysomelidae. Gene Ontology annotation, biological process: proteolysis. The record is from RefSeq and is a predicted model, not a curated record.